Molecule: messenger RNA, 3527 nt
Organism: Mytilus californianus (California mussel)
Lineage: Eukaryota; Metazoa; Mollusca; Bivalvia; Mytilida; Mytilidae
Product: major facilitator superfamily domain-containing protein 1-like
Exons: 13
Coding region: 315-1760 (481 amino acids)
Biological process (GO): transmembrane transport
Molecular function (GO): transmembrane transporter activity
Source: RefSeq, a predicted model, not a curated record
GCACGACAAUACCCGAAUGGAAACAAAUUAUAAACACCACAAUACUUCACGACUUUCUUACUACUAAACUUUACAAAGUGAAUGCCCUGUAAAAUAUAUUUAAGUAUUAAGUAAUAUAAACGGAUUUUUCUGGCAAAAAUCUCCUUUUUGAUUGUGAUUUAUACUGACAACCAGCAUGAAAAUAUUCUGAUUGAAACGAAAUAAUUUAAGAGCUUCUGUCAAGUUCUGAUCAUGUGAUAGUGACUUUUGAUCAGUCCCCGACACUGGCGAUUGUUAACAACAUUAAGCCGUUAAAAUAGUCGGACAAAAUAGAUAUGGAAGCAACAGAUAGAUCAUACCGUUUCUUGUUGCUUUUCUUCAACUGUAUGCUGACAUUUGGAUCUUAUUUUUGUUUUGAUAUGCCAAGUGUUUUACAAGCACAGUUUACUGGGGUAUCAAAUUGCACAGAUAAUUCCACCAAAUAUGAUGAGUCCUGUGAAUGUGAAGGAUGUCUUGGAAUGUCUAAUGAUGAUUACAAUCUGUUAUAUGCUAUUUACGCAUGGACGAAUGCUGUAGUAGUAAUUGGUGCUGGUUUUCUGAUUGAUAAACUAGGAAAUAGAAUUGGAUUAUUCCUAUUUUCAUUCCUGUGUGUUCUUGGAUCAUCAACCUUUGCUGCUGGAGUAUUCUUUAAAGGAACAUCAGCCAUGUUGCCAGUUAUGUUAAUUGGUCGUUUGUUAUUCGGAUCUGGAAAUGGUUCUUUGACAAUUGUUCAGAAUAGAAUUACAGCAUACUGGUUUAGGAACAAGGAAUUAGCUAUGGCCUUUGGAAUAACUCUGGCUUUUUCACGUCUUGGAAGUGUAUUGAAUUUCUUUAUGACACAGAUAUUUGAGGAUUCUUAUGGACUGACAUGGACUUUAUGGGCAGGUGCAAUCUUAUGUGGUUUGGGCUUCAUUUCAUCCUUUAUUGUAAGUUUUAUGGAUAUAUAUGGAGUAAGGCAACUUGGAGAUGAACAAAACCUUCAAACAGAGUCUAAAAAACUAAAAGUAACAGAUAUAAAGUAUUUCUCCAUGUCUUACUGGUUGUUGGCAUUGACUAUUAUGUUUUUCUAUAAUGGAGUUUUCCCUUUUGUUGCAGAUGCAAGUGAUUUUAUUUUUGAAAAGUAUAAAGAUAAAUAUGACUUCAGUAAGAGAACAUCCUCCAUAUUGGCUGGUGCUGUAUAUGAUGUUUCUAUGGUGUUAUCACCAUUUCUUGGUGGUUUAAUUGAUGUUAUUGGAAUGAGAGGAGUUCUUGCCUUAACUUGUGCCUUGUUAACUAUACCUGUCUUUGGAAUACUAGCUUUUACUUAUGUAUACCCACUAGUGGCAACUUUAUGGCUGGGAAUUACCUAUUCUUUUGCUGCAGCUAGUAUGUGGCCAUCAAUCCCACUUGUUGUGAGUCAGGCUACGGUUGGAACAGCUAUGGGAUUAACUACCUCAAUACAGAUGAUUGGUAUAGGAAUAUCAAACUUGGUUGUUGGUCAAAUACUGGGCAAAAGUCAAGAUUUGUCAAGAGAAGAUACAUUAUUGAGAUGGAAAUAUGUUAUGAUAUAUCUGUUGGCCAAUUCUUUGGCCUGUGUUGCUACCACUACAAUUCUUAAUCUAAAUGAUAAAAGGAGGGGUGGUAUAUUAAAUCUUAGCAGAAAACAGAAGAUGGCAAUAGCAGAACAAGUAGCAAAAGAAAUAGAAGAAGAAGAUGAGAGGCGACCUCUAUUAAGAGAUGGUAGUAAACCCAGUAUAAAUUAGACAUGGAGUUAACUAAAUCAAUAAUGACAUAUUUAGAUUGUGUUAAUACUCAAUGUUUGUACAUAGUAGAAUAAUGCAUUCAACUUGUACAACGGUCCAAAUUUAACUUUCCUGGUGGCAUCAAGUACUAUUUAUCUGUAGAUUUAUGAAAAGUAUAAUCUAACAAGUACAUAAAGGCAUGUAAAAAUUACAAGCACUCGAUGUGGAAAUUUCAUUUGGUUUUUCAGUCAGAACAACCUCUGCUUGUUAUUUAGUAAUAAUUAUGUGUUGUGCUCCAGUAUGUAUUACUUUGCAUUGAUUGUAUUAUAUUUAUUAUGUCAUUAUACCCCUGGUUUAUAAAGCACAGGUAUGUAAUAAUAAGGGAGUCUGUCCGUUCAUUCUUUCGUUCCACUUUUGAUAUCCACAACUUCUCCUGAACUGCUUAACAGAAUUUUAACAAAUUGUCAUAAAAUCUUACUGACAUGAUGUGCUUUUGCAUCUCCUGUUUCAUUUCUUCCUCCCAAUGUUUUUUGGGGUUUGCUUUUGGGUUUGCUUUGGCAUGACAUGGACUUUGUAAUGUCAACAUACUCAAGUACUCAAUUUUAUACACUUUUCCUCCUAAAUGCCAAAUCAGGUUUGAAUAAAACUUUUUUUUAGAAUCUUCACCAUAUAAUACCAUUGUGCAACUAUUAUUUUGUUUUUGGAUCCAAAUUAUUUUUGGUGUUUCCUUAAAGUAGUAAAUCAUUGAAUUUGCCAUUGCUCUAUCUUAUUUGUAUCUACAACUCCUCAGAAACACUUUAUUAGAAUUUAUUGAAAAUUUCUCUAAAUUUUAACCAUAUAUGUGCACUUCAUAUUCUGUUUUGGGAUCCAAAAUAUUUUUUUUUGUUUCCUUAAACGAAUUGCUAGUUGCAAGGGUAUCAUUGUAUUAGCUUUGUUUAGCAGUACUUCUAGUUUUAUUCGAUAUUAAUUUCAAUUACUUAGUAACUUACAUUGUAAAAAUUAAUGCAUUACUUUCUUUAGAUAAGAAGUGCAGCUAUUUGUUGAUUAUGCCAGUUGAGAUUUUGUUGUAUUAUAUUUGUAUUUUUAUUUAAUAGAUAAAUUGAUACAAAGAUUAUGAAAACACAAUUAUUCAUUAGGGCUCUAAAAAGAGCACUUUUCCUGGUUUUGCCAUAAUAUUUAUAUUUAUCUUACCUCCUAUACACUUCUAGGAAUAUCAUUGGUUAAAAGUGAACAUGUGAAGACCCUGUAUAUUUGAUAUGGGGUUAGUGGGCGUGUUUCAUUUUAAUAUACGGUUAGUAGUGGUGUUACAUUCCUUUAUAAAAACAACACGGCAUUGAGCAAAAAUCUGAAAUGUUUCGCCCGGACAACAGAUGAAGAAAUUGAUGAUGAACGAUUGAAAAUAAAUGCAGAAUACACAUUAAAAGCUAACAAGUUGUUAUUGUUGGCAUUUGUUAUUGUAUAGACCAAUGAAAGUAGGUUCUUAAUUUUGAAGACUUAAUCACUUUGCCACAUGUUAAGAUAGUAAGAUAAAUUUGUUACACAGUGUGCUAGUGACCUAAUACCAUAUAUAUGGGGUCAGUAAAUUCCUUAUGGGGUUCGUCGCUCUCACCCCAUAUGGAAUUUACUGACCCCAUAUAUAUCGUAUUCGGUCACUAGCACACUAUGUAACAUUUUGAGACAUAUUACAAAAUUCAUUACUUAUCAAUUGUUAAUGCUCAAAUUAUUUACUAUAAUUCAAAUUAUAUAUCUAUAUUUGUAUAUUGAGAAUGGUUAUGUUAUAAAAUAUUU